Molecule: messenger RNA, 1154 nt
Organism: Trichobilharzia szidati
Lineage: Eukaryota; Metazoa; Platyhelminthes; Trematoda; Strigeidida; Schistosomatidae
Source: the annotation of a GenBank genome assembly
AUUUAGGCGAGUAGCUUACAAAUUAACACUUCGAGUGAAUUUCGUAGACGAAUUAUAAAAUAUGCAAACAGUACUGGUUACUGGUGAUCAAACUGUACGACAAGAAGCUGAACAAAAUAAAAUUACUGUAGAUAAAUCACUGGGGUCAGUCGUCUUAAACAAAGAAUUAAUUAGCUCAAGCUUGUGCUCUGUUAAUGAAACUAUUGAUGGAUUAUCAUAUGCUCCGGCUAAAUUCAUUUGCAAUGAAAAGCUUCUAACAGAUAUAGAUGCACUGAAGGGUUAUAUAUUCCUGCGUUAUAUUAACUUGGGAUUUAAUCGUUUGACAAAUUUAAAGCCUCUAUACAAUCUCACCAAUCUUAUUGUAUUAAGAGCGGCAUAUAAUGAAAUUGAAGAAUUUCCAUGCGGCAACUGGCCGACUCUUACACAUUUAGAUUUGAGUCAUAACCGUAUUAAAAAGUUGUCAACAAUAAACUAUCCAAGAUUAAUGGUACUAUUCCUUGACUAUAACCAAAUACGCAGACUUACUACUGACACCGACGGCUUAUGUUAUUUAAAUGACCAGUCUGUACCAAAACUGCAUACACUUGGAUUGUCGCAUAAUUUAAUCGAAAUAGAAGAUAAUGGAACAGAAGAUAAUCCUUCACAUAUUACGAUUGGAUUAGAAGUGAAAACUCUUAAGGCUUUAUUUCUUGGAUAUAAUAGAAUAAUUAGUUUUGGAAACUAUAAUUUAAAGAAUGAAAAUUCAGAAAAUUCCUCCACCGAGCUAAGCAUUUCUUCUGUCGCUAAGGUACAAGCUUAUUGUAAAUACAACUCAAUGAUUGGCUAUCUUCCAAAUUUAUCUGUUUUACACAUUAGAAGCUGUGGACUGGUAAAUCUCGACGGAAUAACAAUUGAGUGUUUUCCAAAACUACAAUACUUGAAUGUUCGAGAAAAUCAAAUUGGAAGUUUGGAAGAAAUCAAAAAGCUAACAGGAUUCUCGCACUUACGAACCCUGAUUUUAGCAGACAAUCCCGUUUACGAUACCAAAGAUUAUCGACUGGAAGUUCGAGUUAGUCUACUCAGUUUAAGACGACUGGAUAAAGAUGUCUACACAGCUGAAGAAAAUGAAGAAGCUGAUGAGUUGGCCACACAACGAAUGCAGGCAACAUAAUCUG